Messenger RNA from Peromyscus eremicus (cactus mouse), 1011 nucleotides. RefSeq names its product chromosome 8a C17orf78 homolog (gene C8AH17orf78). The transcript has 7 exons. Lineage: Eukaryota; Metazoa; Chordata; Mammalia; Rodentia; Cricetidae. The coding region runs from base 1 to 861 and encodes 286 amino acids. The record is from RefSeq and is a predicted model, not a curated record.
AUGGAUACCAUCUUAAUCUUCAGCCUCAUUGUUGCAUCCUAUGAUUCCAACAAGAACGAUCCCAGAGAGAGCAGCUGCCAAGUGGAACAGCUACCCAGCUUCUUCCCAAAGGAUGUGAGAAGCCAAAUGGAUUUCGUAAUAAGAGUUCUUCCAGAAAUUCACACAGAUGUCAAAGGGGCCCCGUUCAUCCAAAAUCAGACUAUAACUACCCUGCAGUGCCUUGGCUCUGGGAGGAGAGUGAGAGUCCACCUUGUGUAUUCAGAGGGAAGGCCAAAGGUCAAGUACACGCUGAAGAACCUGAGAGUCCACCAUAGAAACAGCAAGGCCUCCGCAAGCUGUCACCUCAUGCCCACUUCCCAGUUUCAGAAUGGAUCCCUUCUAACAGCUUUCUUACCGGGGAUCUAUCAGUGCAAGGUCUACCCAGCAAAGGGUAGAUCUGCUUCAUCAGAGAUGGUGCCCAUCACUACCACCUCCACAGCUGCUAGAAGUAAAGGAGAGAAAACUACAAGCACUGGGGGCUUUUCCAGCCCUUUGUCACAAGACACAGAUGUGUCCUUAAAGGAGAGGCAGAAAUGGAGUAUUGUCACCAAAGCUCUGAUUGCUGCUACUCUGCUGCUCAGUGGAGUCAUCAUUAUAGUAUUUGUAAUCUUUGAAGUCCCAUGCCCAAGUCCCUGCCUCAGAGCCACAAGGCUGUGCCAAUGGCAAUGGUUAUGGAGAAGGGAAAGGAAGGAGGACCAGCAACCUGGGACAACUGAGUCCCAGUUGGACUCGCAGCCUGAGAAGGUUGGACAAGAUGUUCCUAACUCUUCAGACUCAAAGAAAACUACAGGGAUCACUAUAAUCCACCAGACAUACUUCUGAGUUCUGCUUAGCUUUACUCUGAAUGCAAGUGCUGUAUUCUACACCACUGUCUUCUUAUUGCACAUCAUUACAGGAUGACUCUUGAAGCCCUUACACUCGUAUCUUCACGGGGACAUUAUAAUCAAAUGAUAUGCCAGGGCAGUGAAGGAA